AUGACGAUGUUCGGCCAACGGGCAAUUGAAUGCCUGUCAAAUGGAUCAUGGGAUAACCCUUAUCCGAAAUGUGUCGAGGUCACAUGUGCAGCAAACCUCACUGUAAACAUGAGGUCAGACGUUGAAGGACAACCAGGGCCUGAGAUUUCAGUCAAACCUGGACACACAGUAACUUUUUCAUGUGCUGGAAGGGGAUCUAAGUUACCAGGGCUAAAUAAAAUAACCUGCUUGUAAAUUGGGGAAUGGUCUAAUAUAAUGUCCGUUUUACCCUCAGGGAGAUGUGGGCCACCACCCAAUGUGAGCAAUGGAGAUACAAUAGAAAUGACCAAAAAAGAAUAUUUUUCAAGUGAAAAUGUUGAAUACAGAUGCUUCAGUAAAUACGUGCUUGAUGAUAGUCCAUCUUACUCCAGCCACAUGACCUGCCAGAAUGGCGAAUGGAUUGGGAAAAUUAAUUGUUUGAAGCCCUGUAUGGUGACAGUGGAGGAAAUGGAUGAAAAAGGUAUACAGUUGAGGUGGGCUGCAAAGCACAAGAUAUUCUCAGAACACAAGGAUUACAUUGCCUUUACAUGUCAGAGAGGUAAAAUGAUCGGCAGCUCAAGACAAAUGUGCAACGAUGGAGUGAUGACUUUGCCUAUGUGUGUGUGA
Molecule: messenger RNA, 645 nt
Organism: Danio aesculapii
Lineage: Eukaryota; Metazoa; Chordata; Actinopteri; Cypriniformes; Danionidae
Product: complement factor H-related protein 2-like
Exons: 4
Source: RefSeq, a predicted model, not a curated record